AUGGACACCGCCGACGCGGCAGAGUCUGCGCCAUCAACUGCUCCCGCGGCGGCACCAUUCGCCGCAUCCGAGUCGACACCGACGGCUGAAUCGCCCGCGAUUGCGCCGGCUGACGAAUCGGCGCACCCAUUUGCUCCUCAUGCGGUCGACGGUCCCAAGAUGCCACCGACGUCGCCACGCCCGGUGAUCACACCGUCGCUGCGCACUACGCCACGAAGCGCGCCAACACCAAGUACUGUGGCGCAGCAGAGCACUCCACGCAACGUGCGCUUUGCAGACGACAGCACGACACCUCCUGCGUUGACGCCGGAGCCGAACCAAGAGCUACCCAAGGUGUCCCCACCCAAGGCUUCUGUCCUCGGCACCCGGCGGGCAAGCAAGAAGUAUGCGAUCACUGAGCUUCAAGGCAGCGGUAGCGACGACUCGGAAGAGAAGCACGAGGACCUUGCACUAGAAGACGAUGCAGAGCUACCUGGGUUUGACCCGUCGAUGCCAAAGCCCAAGCUUAAACUCAAACUGACGCGCCAGCUCACCUUUCAGCAGCGUCAGCGCCGGCAGAUGCGCAAGCACAAACGUGUGUUGCUCGCGACGUCGCACUCGCUGUUUGCGUUUGCUUCCUUUUGGUUUCGGACGCUCUUGAGUUUGCACACGCACGAGUGGAUGGCGUACCUCCUGAUUGUGUUUGGCUUGCUCGGGGAGUGCACGACGCCUGGUCCACGCUACAACGUCGCGAUCGGCACGCUCCUCUUGACCGUGCCCGUCAAAAAGAUUGAGCUCCACUUGACGACGACGGGCAUGGUUGUCGCGAUCCUUGUCGACCUUUUCUGGCUCUGUCGCUCCGACGAGCGAAGCUACGGCGCGACGUUUCCGUGGCAGCUCACGUCGUUCUGCCGCGUCUGGGCCGCGCUCUGCAUGCUGCUUAAAGUGUGGCUCUCGCUCUCCGUGUACUGGUACCUCGAACCGAAACUCAAAACCACCCCGUCGCACCGGCCGCCCAAACCACUCCACCUCAAGUGGCAGGUGUUUCUGGAUCGGGCACGCUUCUUCUUUCCGACAACGAUUCUGCCGCCGCCGACGCAGAUGUCCCGGGCCGUCCUUCUCCGCAUCGUCGCGCUCUUAUACAUCUACUGCGUCGGCAGCGUCGUUCUUCUCUUCCUUGGUAUCAUUGCGUGUUUUUCGUUCACCAUGUACCCGCACUUUCAGGUGGCGUCCUUGGGCAUCCCCUUGCACUACAUGCUAUUGACCUCUGGCGUCGCCACCAUGCUGACGCUGCUGCUGUUUCUGAGCAACCUGCACACCCCAAUCUGGCGCUGCUUGAGUUUGCUAUGGCGCCUCGCCUCGUACACGGGGCCGCUCGUGCACUGGCACGGCGUCGGCUACACGAACGACCUCAACUGGAUCAAGAUGGUCACAAUCGCCAAGCUCGUCGACGCGUGCUGUGGCUUGUACCUCUUCUUGGUGCUCUACGCGUCGUUCCACCAAGGAACAUCCUUCUUCGGCGGCGUCACGGCGCUGCUCUUGAUAGCCACCGGGCUCAAUGUGCUCUUGCAGUGCUGGGUGCCGCUGCUUCUGCUCGUCUUGUACAAGUUUAUCGGUGUCAUGGAGCAAACCCAUCGGGACUUUGACACGUACCACUUGCUGCCGCGCAACUGGGACGCCGAGGACCACGCGAUCGAGAAUGGCAGCAGCGACGACAGCGACGAUGAUGACGAUGACGGCACCAAUGAUUCGAGCUCGUCGUCUUCGUCGUCGGCGUCGUCAGAGAGUGACUGCUUCGUCUCUGAAAACGAAGCGGAAAGCAGCCACCCGCGACGUCGGCGGCGCCACGCGCGCCCGAGUGCGCCUCCCGCGGACGUGUGGGUGCGGCACCACGAUGGUUACGACCGCGCGUAUGUUCGCAACACGAUCACAGGCGAGACGUUCUGGGACGAUGACGCGCAUGAAACCGAGACCGCGUCACCGCUGAGCUGCACGCUGUACAUGACGCACGACGACUUCAAGUACUUUUGGAAUAGUUUAGAGUACAGUGGGGGGUUUGCGUGUCGCAUUAGCGUGCUCCCGACGGUCGAGGCGCUCACGGAGCACCUCGCAGCCAGUCGCUUCUACGUCAUCACGGACGGCAUGGCGUCCGAGACGAUUCGCGCCGUGUACUUUUACGCGAUCCACUCGGCGACCAUGGCGCACUUUCUCGGCGCGCUCCUUCUCGACAGCCUCAGCAACGAGCUCGAAGCCAAGUUCAAGUGCGACCAGCCGGAGAUGGUGCCUGAAAUCGUCCAGUGUCUCCAACUCAAGGCGCUCCUCGGCGACUACGAGCAGCUCCGCUAACCCUUGCACGCGUCUGCAUAGUGCAUCAGUAUUGGGUCGAAGUAACACCUCAGCCUACCUACGUAACUAGUAGUUUGACUCAUUCACAGC
This is a messenger RNA of Saprolegnia parasitica CBS 223.65, 2415 nucleotides long. RefSeq lists its product as hypothetical. The coding region runs from base 1 to 2325 and encodes 774 amino acids. NCBI's taxonomy places the organism in Eukaryota, Oomycota, Saprolegniomycetes, Saprolegniales, Saprolegniaceae. The transcript has 3 exons. Gene Ontology annotation, cellular component: clathrin adaptor complex. The record is from RefSeq and is a predicted model, not a curated record. Gene Ontology annotation, biological process: intracellular protein transport; vesicle-mediated transport.